Molecule: messenger RNA, 1225 nt
Organism: Oryza sativa Japonica Group (Japanese rice)
Lineage: Eukaryota; Viridiplantae; Streptophyta; Magnoliopsida; Poales; Poaceae
Source: RefSeq, a predicted model, not a curated record
ACAAUGGCGCUUGUAAGUUCAUUAAUAUCCAUUACAUAAAAACAAAAGGGUAAGUUCAAGUGGAAUAAUCUCUCCAACUGUAACACAAAGAAAAAGAGAGAUACUCCUAGAUGAGUUUUCAGUUCAGGCUAUUUGAUUCCCUCUGUCUUCCUUGUGCUCACACACCUAGUACUACACGAUGCAAUGCUCUUUUACAACAAAUAUUCUUGUGGUUGCCACGUGCCUCGCCAGUAAUUUAGAGGCUAAGAUUCUAGCUAUGCAUCGAACCAUUCAAGCCUUCCCGUGUCAGCCACGCGCUCGGGAUUAAUAUAAUGCUAAUAUGUCCAUCACAUGAGCUGGAUACAUCUAACUUGGCCAUCCUCCUUUUAGCACCCAUUUGCACUAAUUAGUCCAUCCUUGACUUGGAAAAUUUGUGGUCUUUCCAUAGCCAAAUGACAAAGAGGUGACAAAGGAUUAGGUGAGAGUUUACCUAGCUUGUGCCAUGAUUAUAAAUAGCUAUGAGCCCCUAGAUAUGUUCUGCCCAUACCAUUACCAUAGACGCAGGUCUUUCUCAGGAAGUGAAGAGAGCAGCAGAGUUGCAUAUCUUGCAGGGUUUAUCAGUUUGCGGCGUAAAAGGAGCAGUGUGUAGCAAUUAACUGAAACUCAAAUCGUCGACCGCUAAUUAACUGAGGUAUUCAGACAAAGAAUAACAGGCAUCAUGCAACGGUGGACGCGCAACGGGAUGCUGAACUUCUCGCAGCCGGCGUCGUCGUCGCCGUUCGGAUUCUACGACGCCGGCCACGGGGCGUCGAGCAGCGGCGGCAGCCGGUCGCACGGCUGCAGGAGCCAGAACAAGGACCAGCGCAACCUGGAGAAGAACCUGACCAAGGUGAGGAAGGAGUGGAUGAAGGUGAAGGAGGAGAUGGGCUACGCGAGGCUCCUCAGCGAGCACCUCAGCGAGACGGUGACGGAGACCGACCGGAAGGUGGCUGCCAUGCUCGAGGAGCUCGACCGGACGGACAAGUACAUGCAGGAUAUACUGUCGUCCCAGCAGAAAUAGUAGUGACCCAUGACAUCAGAUAUUCAGAUGCGUAUUUUGAUGGAUUUCUAUGUAUUUACCUAGCAGCUAGCUAGAUCGUCAGCUUCUUUUCUGGGCAUUUUUGCCAUUGUGGUAUUCGGUUUUUUAGCAGAUCGAUGUCCCGGUACAGGGUAUAUAUAAAUCAUAUGUUACCGAUAUGUUCUGAAA